Trichoplax adhaerens is the source of this 921-nucleotide messenger RNA. RefSeq lists its product as uncharacterized. The transcript is spliced from 3 exons. NCBI's taxonomy places the organism in Eukaryota, Metazoa, Placozoa, Uniplacotomia, Trichoplacea, Trichoplacidae. Gene Ontology annotation, biological process: TRAIL-activated apoptotic signaling pathway; positive regulation of extrinsic apoptotic signaling pathway. Gene Ontology annotation, molecular function: death receptor binding; caspase binding. The record is from RefSeq and is a predicted model, not a curated record. Gene Ontology annotation, cellular component: CD95 death-inducing signaling complex; cytoplasm. The coding region runs from base 1 to 921 and encodes 306 amino acids.
AUGGAAUCUUAUGAUAUCCUAUUUUGUAUUAGAAAUGAACUGGAUGAUACUACAGAAGAGUGGCAAUAUUUUGUUCCAUACUUGUUACCACGUAAUGUUAAGCCCUUUGAUUUGCGUAAAUAUCAUGCCUCAGAUUGGCUUUACAUCGGAUACGAGAAAGGAGAUAUUCCAUAUGGAAUUUUUCACAGCCUGCUAUCAUCUUGUUUAAUACAAUGGAAUAAUAAGGUUGUAGAAUUAUAUUAUCGAUGCGCUAAAUAUUAUUUAGCAAAUGAUGAUCAUUACCUGAUAAUUAAGAAAGAAGGACCUUACAUUGGUUUACAAUAUUGCUAUCAGAAAAUCAAUCAGCUGGACAUUGGUAAAUUGGUGAUCGACAAAGUUAAGAAUUCUAUAUUUAACAAGCGGCCGCACGAUAUUGUCAAGAAUAAGCUUAUCUCCAUUGUGGAUAAAAGGAUGAUAAAUUUUCAAGGGGCUCGUUGCCGAUUUUACGUUAAAUGUAACGAGUGUAAUGAAGAAAUAAGUAUAACCGAAGAAUAUAGAGAAGAAGACAGCAAUUGGAUUCGAUGCGAGUAUUGUACUCAGCAAUUUGCUAGUCAAUCUCUCCACGAUUGGAUGAUUUAUAAUAAAGAGUUAUCGAUAGAGCGAUGGAUAGAUGUGAGAGAUGACGAUCCUAGAAACUAUUUUCACUUGAUCGCUAGUUGUGUUGGUGUAGACUGGACAAAAUUAGCUACAGUCCUAGAUCCAACAAUUGAUACUGAGGUUAUCGAAGCAAAACAUCGUGGUCAUGCCUAUAACAGUGCCAUCCAAUCGCUUAAUCAGUGGUACAGAAGGAAAUACCCAAAUGCUACUCUUAAUCUAUUGCGGAACGCUUUGGAAACGAUUGACAGAAAUGAUAUUAUUAUCCCAAACGAACAAAAUUCCUAG